AGCAUUCUGCAUGGGGUAGGUUUGCGUACCGCAAGUGCGCCAUGGCUAGUCCACCAGACAGCCAGUGCGACACGUGUGACACACAGGAGCCUCAAACCAAGAAGGAGGAGGCUGAGCAGAUUCUGCGGCAAGCGCAAGCCGCGAGAGAGCUGGUAGAAAAGUUGGAGCAGAGCUACGAGGCCGAGAAGCCGGGGCUCAAACGGAAGGGCCGUGCCGCGUGGAUGGGGGUGCCGCGGCCGACUUUGGCCAACCAAAGGGCGCAGAGGUUCCGCCAGGUGCGGCGGGAGCUGCUGCUGUCGCAGCUGCGCUCGGACUCCGAAGGCUCCGCAGACUUCGCGGUGAACCUGUCGCCGUCCAGCAGCGAGGGGGAGCAGCCCUGCUACGAGCGCUUCGAGCCCUCCAGCACUUACCUCUGUGACGGCGAGUGCCAGGAGCUGGAGUUGGGUUCCGACAGCGAUGGCCUGGAGCGACGCAUUCAGGAUGAGGUGAUUGAUGAGCUGUGCUGGGCCUCUGCUGAUUGGCGUCAGGCGCAGGAGGGCACCACCUUCGAGGAUGGUUGCUCCUUGCAGGAAGCCCGGUCCUUCUGCCGCAUGUGCCUGCGCCGCGCGGAUGCAGCCCGCCUGGAGCAAGCCAGGCUCUUGGGCGAGCCGGAGCUCCCAGAGGAGGAGGAGAGCUCCUCCGAGCUGGCUGCGCGCAUCUCCAGCCACGAGGAGGCGCGCUCCUUCGCGCUGAUGUGCCUUCGAGCGAUUGAGGAUUACGAGACUGAGAACAAAGCGAUCCACGAGGCAAAAGUGAGAUGCCUCAUGUGACCCAUGUGGGCCUCACAGGGUGAGCCAUUCAUCCCGCAAACUGCUAA
Messenger RNA from Effrenium voratum, 856 nucleotides. Lineage: Eukaryota; Dinophyceae; Suessiales; Symbiodiniaceae. The record is from the annotation of a GenBank genome assembly.